ACCGCUCACGUCCUCACUGUGUCAUUCUCCUUGGCCUGGUUCCGGAGCUCUCCGCAGUCAGUGGUGGGCGAAGUGCAGCCUUAGAGAACAGUGUCUGUGAUUCUCCAGGGGUCGUGCACCCCUUGUCCCCAGGCAGAAGUCUGGGCUGAGCUCAGACUUCUAGGCGCUUUCUAGGCGCUUUCUGGGCGCUUCAGUAUUGUCGGUUAGUUGUCAGUCAAAACUAAUACUUUUGUAAAUACAAUUUAAAAUAAUAUUAGUCAAACCCAUAGAUCGUACAACAUCAAUAGUGGACUCUAAUCUAAAUUAUGGAUUUCGGAUGAUAAGCCAAGAUCAAGAUGCCUGGUAAAACCAAUGCUUCUAAGAAAACGUCUCAACAAUUGAAAAAAAAUUCAAAAGGAAAAGUCGAUAAUGAGGAACUGGAGUUGUCAGAGAAACAGGUUAGAAACUUAGGAAAAAGAAAUAAAAAUCAUCCAAAGCAUUUGUCUACUGAAGCAGGACAAAUAAAACAUACUAAUCUAAAACAGAUAAAGAUAGCAUCCAAAAAAAGAAAAACCUGGCAACCUCUUUCAAAGAGUGUCAGACAGCAUUUGCAAACUAUGAUCGAAUCAGUAACAAUAGCAAUUUUAAGUAACAAUAUUAAAGAAAAAGAACAAAUUCAAUAUCAUCUCAACUACCUGAAGAUAAGAUUGCUACAGUUGUGUGAAACUAUGAAAGUCCCUCCCAGAAAGCUGAAAUAUUUAACUAAUGUUUCAAAUCUACUGAAAAUGGAAAAGGCACAAGCUAGAGCUAAUGAAGAAGGUCUGGCAUUAUUGCAGGAAGAAAUAGAUAAAAUAGUGGAGACCACAAAAUCAAUGACUGGAAAUAUUCAGAGACUAAAGAACAAAAUUCAGAUUGAGGCACAUGAGGUAGAAGAAGAGGAGGAAAAGGUAAAACAGAUGCUUCAAAUGGAUUGUAGUGGGGUACUCUCUCUUCCAGAACUUUCUCAGAACAGUCUUAAAGCACCCACACUUCAGAAAGAAAUUUUGACAAUAAUUCCAAACCAAAAUGCUCUUCUAAAGGACUUGGAUGUUCUUCAGAGUUCAUCCCAGAUGAAGAACUUGUCAAUGUUCAUCGAAGAAGCCUAUAAGAAACUAGAUGCCUCUUAAAGAGUUUAUUUUUUAGAUUGUUUCAUAUUGAUGUUAUGUUUAUGGAUUUGUAAAACUGUUAACCUAUGAUGGUGUCGUACAGGCCAAAGCCUAAUAUGCACUUUAAAAUUAGCAUCUAAUGUAGUCCUGAAAACUCAGUUUACAGCAGCUGCUAAAUCUAGAAAAUCAAUAUCUAUAUUGUUGUAUCAAGUUAUUUGCCUAAACCCAUAAAAUAAGAAUAGUCAUGAUCUUAGCACAGAAUCGUCACAUUGUGACUUUGUAUAUGUAAAGUGUUUAUAGUGCCUAAUGAAUAACAAUAUAAGUAUUUGCUAUCACUCAUUCUUUAGCUGAUAGCUUACAUUUUUCUGUCUAGUCACCUGGAACUUGAAAAAUUCCCAAAAACCUUUACUCUUACCUAACUCACAGUCUUUUUGUACAGUAAUUAAGAUUUGCCAAGUAUCUUUAACUUUAAAAGUAGCAUCAGAUUUUAUUUCUUUGGUUGGUUAGUAAGUAGAUGUUGAAUAUUUAUUUUCUGCCUUCAUCAAAGCAUACUUUUAUUUUUAAAAAUUAUUAAACAGAAACCUAAGCACAUUUAGCCCUUAAAACAAAUAUCAACCAAAAAUCUUUUGGGAAAGCUGAAUAUAUAAGAACUGAUUGCCAAAGGCAAAAGAUAUUGAAACCAAAGAAGGCAGCAGACAAAUUCUGGAUUACAUGAAAUGCAGUUUAUUAGAGACUAUGGAGGACGUCCUGUGUGGCAGCAAGACAAAAGAGUCGCUUCACCCUGCAGCAGGAGGAGGCUAGAUGAAAGCAUCCCGCAGCCAACCAAAAUGCACCUGGGCUUUCUCAAAUACUGUUAACAUGUCAAAACUCAGUUUAAUAGACAGUUCAGGUGUCAGUGUCCAACACAAAUACUCAGCUGACUAUCUUAAUGGAUUUACUUAUUGUACAGAGUUUGGAAUACAUGCCAGGGUCCCCUGAUGGUGAGAUGAUGUUUAAAGCUGGAUCCCUACAAAUCCCUUUCUUACAAACUUUUCCUCUUUAUGUAAUAAGCGUAUAAUGUUUCAAUAAGUGAUUAAAUAUAAAUAUGUCAAAAACCUUUCCUAAGCCACUACUGUAUAUUAUCUUGGUUCUUUUAUCUAUUUGUAAAAUAAAUUAACUAUAGUUUUUCUGUCUAACUGAGAAACUUUUUCUGUUUAGAAGAUGCCGUAAUUCUGUUAAUAUCCUCCAGGCAGAGACUACCAAGAACACAUCUGUAGUUAAGCAGAUUGAGUUUAAUGUUAAUUGUAAUGAGGUCAACCAUAUAUCCUUGGGAUCCUGGAACAGCUCAGUAAAAGGAUAAACACAAUAUCCUCUUAGGAAGCCAUGGUAAGCGGACCAUUAAUGAAUUUUAAAGGAGAAAGAAAGUCUUCAGGAAAGGAAGCUGGCAAAGCAACUAAAAGUAAAAUUCUGCUGAAGGAAGAAAAUUUGGUUUAACUUUUUUGAGAGACUAUGAAUAUGCUGUAGACCUUAGCAUGAUAUAAUCAUUUAAAAAUCCUUUAUAUGAGCCCUUCUAUUUGCCCAACUCUGAGUUGGGCGUAUCUAGCAAAUAGGCUUUGUUUAAUACGAGGCACCUGUGCUGGAACCUAAAAUUAAGGGAUUUACUUUUAUUUGGUUGGAUAGAAUUUCUUGGCAUUCUCUGUUUACCAAAAAUACGCAGUUGCACCUGUCAAAAUUAAUUAGUAUUUGAAUGAUUUGCAUUGGCUUAGUUUCUAAGCAUAAGACUAACUGCACUCAUGUUUUAUUCAUCAAGAAAUAUUCAGCUUUGGGGAAGAGAAAAGUAAGAACAAAUUCACAUUUCUCAGUUGGACUUUAGCAUGUCUAAAGUGACUGAGCCUGUUUUGUGUUCUAACUAGCUUUUCUUAUUAAAAGUUGCUGCAAUUAAAUGUAUUUCUUCUUAACCACCACAGAAACACUUCCUCUUGGUCUAAGUAUUUCUUUCCCUCAUUAAAGUGGCUUCUGUUAAAGGACUGUGAUUUUCAGUACCAACCCUAACAAAGAUGAUUAUAGUGGUUAAAAUUGGACAGAGGAAAAUCUGUGCAAAAAACCUGUACAUAAAUGUUCAUUAAUAUUCAUAGAAGAUUUAUUCGUAAGUGCAAUAAAGAAUGAGAACAAAAACAGUUGGACAGAGGAAGAUGAUGUUUUCUAAAUUCAUAAAACCACUAUAGAGUACAUUUUAAAAAUGAAAUUGUUCAUUUCAUUUAGAAACAAAUGUGCUGUUGCCAAUUUCAUCCCAUUUCCACUCCCUAGGAGUUUCUUAAAAUUAAUGCAAAUUUUCGAAUGUGACAAGAAGGCUAUACAAUAAAAGCAAUGAUAAAAAUUGCUGGUGUUUAUUGAGUGCCUGCUGAAUGCCAGGCACUGUUCUAAAACAUUACAUGUAUACAUGUGUUUAUACCAAUGUUAAUAACAAUCUUUAAUCCUCUAUGGGAUUAAACCUCAGUUGUCACUAUUAUCUCUAAAAGAUGAAGAAACAGGCACUGGAAGGUUAAUUAACUGUUUUUUAAGAUCACACAAUUAGUAAGACAUUGAACUAGGAAGUGAAAGAAAUAAUUUGUUAUGGGCCAGGCUAUAUGGGCAAUGAACAGACUCCAUUUUACCCUGAGACUCUAUGUCAUAUAGGAAAUGCUUCUCCUGUGGGAAUCCCCUGCCUCUAUCCGGCAACAGUUGCUUAGCAUAGCAUGUUUGGCAACACAAAAUGUCAAUUCUUAAAUAAUGUAAAAUUGUUCUCCUUUUGGUUCCUAUUUUUCUUGGACAGUGUACCCUGUCAGAGAAUGAUUGUCUAGAUGUUAGUAAUCAUUCUUUAACUUGUACCCGACUAAGGUAAUUUUGACUUACUUCCCCUUCUGCUUAUGAUUUUAGAUCUCAUGAUGUUAGUUUGUAGUUUUGAAUCAUAGCAAAAGACACUAUGAUUAAUGUACCACCAUUUAUUUAUUUAUGGUAUAAAAAUGUACCAACAUAAAUGUAUUUGUGGUAUAAAAACCCUGCAACCCUACGCUCGGGGCUGUCCUCCCAAUAGCCAUUUUGGGUGUUGUGUGAGACAGUCAGACGACUGCUAAAAAAGACUCAAAUUUGGACUUCUCAGUGGUGAUUGACCAAUGCUUAAGUUGUGCUCCACAACAAAUUGACACUUCUUAGGAAUUUUCUACUAAGCUACACUUAGAAGGGGCUACUGAAUCUAAUGAAUAUAUUCUAUUACAACAAAGUACAAAUGCAUGUAUUUUGGGAGUAUAAUGAUAAUUUGUAUUUCUGGGUUUGUUUACUUGAGUUAACCUAAGAAAAUCCCUUUAAAUUUAUCUGACAUUUACCUCCUUUUUCUUUUUCCUUUUAAUCUCAGAGUUGAAAUUUCAUAUUAGCCUGGUUAGUCUAGCCCAAAUUUAAUUUCCUUCGACCAAAGCAGUUUUCCUGGGAAAGUACAUUUUGCAUUUUUGGUUAUUUUUCCUUCAGGCAAAAAGCAACUGUUCUAAUUAUUUUGGAUGUUUAAUAGAAAACAAAGAACCUUUCAAAAAGGCUGAAGUUUGUUUUGGUUGCAUGUGGGAAACAUGAUGAAUUUAAACUUAGAGAAAUUAUUUUAUGUUUCAGCAUCCAUAAAUAACCCCUCCCCUCCCUAAAUGUUAGUUUUCAAUAGGAUAUUCUACUUACUACCAUAGCGUUUCUUUUCUGCAAAUAACAGCUUCUAUUCAAAUUUUAGAGUCUAUUUUACUCGUUAACAUUUAGGAAAAAAACAAAACAUAAGUUCCUUAGGAGCAAAAACAGGAAUGUGUUGCCCUCAGUAACAUAUCUUUUAAAAAAUUUGAGUACACCAAGAUCAAAAUCACUUAUUUUGAUCCAUAAUUGAUAUUUUUAAAAAUUUGUCCCAUCACUUUUAACUACCAACUUGCCCAGUGUGUUGUGCAGCCCAGUGUCUUCUAGUAGAGAAUGUCUUAAUAAUUUUAUGAAACAUAAAGAUGGUGAACAACAUCCUCCCCAUUUGACCACAUGCAAAUUGAAGUACUGUCCAUAUUCUGACGAGACAUUUGUAUGACUUACCGUUCCAAAGCUUAGGUAUUGCCACUGUGUACUGGGAUGUCCAAGCAAAUACUUAUGAGGGGGCUGAGAUUGCAGCCAUUUGAGGAAAAGUAAACUUUUUCAAAGAAUAAGGUGAAGGAAUUAAAAUUUACAGAAUUACUCAAUUCCACAAGUAUCCUCUCCAGAGAUUAUCCCCUUUCAGCUUUGAAAGUUUAGUGCAGCAUAGUCAUUUUUUUCAAAACAGGUAAAAAUACCUCAGAGGUUAGUACCUCUAUGUCAUUUUCUUAUUCCUCGUUUGCCUGUGUCACAUUCUGUAUUUAUCCCCUUCUCUGACAGCCUGAUGAAUAGAUAGGUUGUAUGUCUUAAAAAUGUCCAUCUCUAAAUCAAAUUACUGCUCCCUGGCUUUUAAACUUUUAAGACUAAAUGGGAUAGAAAAAGGUAGAACAAAACUACUUACAUUCUGUUUGAGAUGAUUUUCACCUUACAAAGAUCAUAAACCCGCCCCUUCUACAGGUGUGGGCACUUUGUCCUCCCUCUUUCCACUAACGACUAAUUAGAGAAAUAGCCUUAAGUAUAAAUUUACCAUUUAUACAGAGGGAGCUACUGCAUGGAUACACAGCUAAAAGAUCUCAGUUUCAGACUGAACUCUCAAUAGCAGGUAAGCUUUUUUUUUUCCCACUAAAAUAAUAAAUUCAAAAUCAUUGGUUUAUAAUUGCAGGAAAGAAUAUGAGAAAUGGAGAUGAAAUUGAUCUUAUGCAGAAAGAAUAAAUACUUUGUUUUGUUGGUAUGCAUUUUCUUUUUAAAUUUUUUGAUAUGAGAACAAUAGGUAUUAUGAAAUAUAAAACUGCAUUGUGAUUUGGGCACAACUAAAGUAAUAGUAAUCUCUCUGAACCAAAAAACUUUAAUAUAUAAUGAUAAUAUAUAAAUAUGAGCAUUGAAUUGUGAGUACUUAAAAAGAAAGUUUUUCCUCAUUAAUAAAAGGCCCACUAUUGUAUUAUAAAUGCUGUAUUAUACCAUAAAAACAGGUCUUACAGGGGGGUUUUUUGUUGUUGUUUUUGUUAAUAAAAAUUGCAGUUUUCUCAAGGGAGAGUCAUAUUUCAUUGUUUGAUUAAUAUUUAUCAGAAAAGAAUUUCAGGUGCUUGCUCUCCUGAUGAACACUCAAAUGCUCCAAAGACUCUUCAGUUCCUAAAACUGAUAUGUGUGUGAUCAUUUUUCUUGACUAAGACUUUCAAUUUGUGAGUCUGUUUUUGGUAACUGUUGGGUUAAAGGAGUUACAAACACAUUUACCUUCCAAUUCUAAAACACAUACUGAUUAUGGGGAAGCUGAAUGGGAAGUUGAAGAUUCUUGUGAUCUUGUAGAUUUUCAGAGUUCGCAGUUGUCAUUAUGUCUUUUUAAUAUAAUUCAAAAAUGUGUAAGCAUGUUUUCUUCAUCUGCGAGGAUUUCUGCAUUGUUUGUAUCAUUUUAAAAAAAGCAGAUCUUUGUAUUUAGUGACAUCUCCAUAAAAUAUGUCACUGUUUACUGAAUGCGUAUUUUCAAAUGUUGUGUUAACUAUAGUGUCUUCUCUAUGUGAAUUCAUGGGAGAAAUGUCUCAUUUUAAUUUGUCACCCUGAGUAAUUUGUUUGUGAGUUGCAAGAGCUUAGUCUAGAAAGGUAGAUUGAUGCCUGAUCAAGGAGGGUUUUGACUAUUAAUAAAUUAGAGAACUGGACUUUAGAAAUGCCAUAAGUGAAAGAAC
Sciurus carolinensis (gray squirrel) is the source of this 6898-nucleotide messenger RNA. RefSeq names its product centromere protein Q (gene Cenpq). Bases 336 to 1145 code for a protein of 269 amino acids. Lineage: Eukaryota; Metazoa; Chordata; Mammalia; Rodentia; Sciuridae. The transcript is spliced from 9 exons. The record is from RefSeq and is a predicted model, not a curated record.